Molecule: messenger RNA, 1333 nt
Organism: Dioscorea cayenensis subsp. rotundata (Guinea yam)
Lineage: Eukaryota; Viridiplantae; Streptophyta; Magnoliopsida; Dioscoreales; Dioscoreaceae
Product: protein ENHANCED DISEASE RESISTANCE 2
Exons: 3
Coding region: 171-1130 (319 amino acids)
Source: RefSeq, a predicted model, not a curated record
UUUUAUCUCCGGUUGGAAUCCUUUCGCAAGAUCCUUCUUUGAAAUCAAUUUGUUUCUCCUGCGACACGCCAAUCGCUGGUUUGGUCUCCUCUUUUGAGGGUUCCGAAAACCCUAGUUUUCUUCCAGAAAAUCUUGGCAGGUAAUUCUCUUCAAGAUUACUCUUGUUUAACAUGGCUUGUUCAGAUGCUGAGGGAAAUGGUGAAUGGAUUGAGAGAGUGAAAACUAAAGGUGCAGUUCCACUUUUGGAUCCAGAGAAUUGUCCCAAUGGUUGGGCUACCCCACCAGGUGACAAGUUUAUGGUCAGAGGUCCUGAUUACUUGUCAAAUAAGGUGAAAAUUCCCGGUGGGGAAUACCUUCUGAAGCCUCUUGGAUUUGAUUGGAUCAAAGGUUCAACGAAAAUUAGUGAGGUAUUGAACAAUCAAAACCAUCGUGUGAGGAAAGCUGUCGAUGAUGAAGUUGUUGCUGGUGGCAGACCCUUUGUCUGGGCUUUCAAUUUGCAAAUCCCAUGCAAAGAUAAUUACAGUGCUAUUGCUUAUUUCUUCUCACCUGAUUCGGUAGAAGAGGGAUCUCUUAUGGAUAAAUUUCUAAAGGGUGAUGAUUCUUUCCGGAAUUCAAGGCUUAAAUUGAUAGCGAACAUUGUAAAAGGUCCUUGGAUUGUCCGGACUGCUGUAGGUGAGCAGGCCAUCUGUAUAUUAGGAAGAGCACUUACCUGCAAGUAUGUUUUUGGUGCAAAUUUCAUUGAAGUAGAUGUCGAUAUCGGAUCAUCAAUGGUUGCUAAUGCUAUUGUCCACUUGGCGUUUGGUUCUGUCACUACAUUAACUGUAGAUUUGGCAUUUCUCAUUGAGAGCCAAACAGAGUUGGAGCUCCCGGAAAGAAUUCUGGGAGCUGUAAGAUUCUCAGAACUAAAUCCGGCUUCUGCUGCCCUCUAUGAGCCACAAUCUGAAGAAAGUUUUGAAACCCCGCAAUCACCUCUUCCGUUGAGAUUGUGGAAAUCGAUCGGGCAAGGUUUCUCAAACCUGCUACACACAGGUAAUCAAGAUAGUCCAACCUCCCCAGAAGCUGUCAAUGGCAGUCCAGUUGGUGAAGAUGGCAUUGAAAAUAUGAACAACACAACAAGAAAUGAUCCUUGAUUGCUUAUCCUCCAAGAACUCACCUUGCUGAUCAAUCAGUCACAUGUAAUGUUAAUUUUCUUCAAAUUGAUUUGGCAAAGAAUCCCUGUGCUUUUGUACGUUAUUUUGUGAUGAUUUACUCAUUCUAGGUUUAGAUUCAGAACAUUGAAUUAUUCAGUGCAUUAUUAUGUACAAAAUCCCCCCCAAAAAAAAAAGUUUGUUUA